Molecule: messenger RNA, 1215 nt
Organism: Agrilus planipennis (emerald ash borer)
Lineage: Eukaryota; Metazoa; Arthropoda; Insecta; Coleoptera; Buprestidae
Exons: 2
Coding region: 654-977 (107 amino acids)
Source: RefSeq, a predicted model, not a curated record
UUUUAUAAUUAACAACAAAGGUCGAUAAGUAGAUCCAAGUGCUACUGAACAUAAGUAUAAUAAUGGUUAAAGCGUCAACAACUCUACCACGGUAUUAUAAGUCGUCUAAUGACUAUUACAUUAAAAGGGCGAUUCAAACAUCAUCUGUUUUGCGUAAUGUCUUGUUUUGUAUCAAUAAGAUCAAUGCAAGGUAUUUGUCAAAGAAUGAUCUGUGUAGCAUUAUUCUAAAAAGCGAUAUACCGGAUUUUAUAAAGAAAGCUAUCGAAUCCUUAAGUAAGACUAAAUAGCAACUUUAUUUGUUAUUUACUUAAUUCUGAAUUAUUUUGUUAAAGUUAAAGGUUAUUUUUAAAUAAGAACAUAUUUAUAUAUAUCUAGUUUGUAUUACCGAUAAGUGAAGUGCUCAAAAUGUUUUUAUGUGAAUUUUGCGGCUUAUCGUUCGAAAAACUAGGGAAACUGCUGAGACACUGUCGAUUAAUAGGUACAUUGCGCUCGUAACCUUCCUUUAAUGUCUAUAAAAGGAAAACAGCUUCAACCCUCUACCAAUGUUGAACUGAGUUAUUUAGUUUUAAGAAAACGUAAACCUUUGAAAGCAGCAUCGACUUCAAACAGGGUUUCGAAGAUAUGUGAAGUAUGUUUAGUAAACGUUCCUUUAAAUGUUUAGAUUCCACACCUCAGAACCAUAUCGCUGGCAACACGAAGAAGGCUUUAAGGUUGUAAGAAGCAAUUUCAAGCAACGAAUUGAAACCCUUCUGUUUGAAAACAAAUGGGACGAAUGUUUGUUGCCUUCUCAGUUUUUAAAAGAAGUAGAACUGAGGGCUAUUCCCGAACUAAAACGUCAACUAACUAAACAUUCAGUUUUCAAGUUUAAUAUGGAGUUAUUAGGUCAGUACGCUAAAUUACUCGAGGAUCAGGUAACGAUGCCAGUUAAAUCAUUUCAAACUAAAAUGUGUACGGUAAUUAGUGAAAAGGACUUAUAAUCAAUUUUUAACGAUAUGAAACAGCAGAUAAUAACGAAAACUGAUGAAUUUCAAGAGAGGGAUAGUGGUUGGACAUUAGUGAAAAUACUUUGAAUGAAUAUAAACCAUUAAAAGGAUCGAGCUACAUUCCUUUGCCUGUCAAUGUACAAAGAAAACAUGCUUGUGUGGGAACACUCGGUAUAGCAAGAAAACAUUUAUUGUUGUGAAUCAAUUAAGCCUCUACAUUUGUGCUGACUUA